Molecule: messenger RNA, 1779 nt
Organism: Boleophthalmus pectinirostris (great blue-spotted mudskipper)
Lineage: Eukaryota; Metazoa; Chordata; Actinopteri; Gobiiformes; Gobiidae
Gene: asah1b
Product: N-acylsphingosine amidohydrolase (acid ceramidase) 1b
Exons: 14
Coding region: 90-1268 (392 amino acids)
Biological process (GO): fatty acid metabolic process
Cellular component (GO): lysosome
Molecular function (GO): fatty acid amide hydrolase activity; N-acylsphingosine amidohydrolase activity
Source: RefSeq, a predicted model, not a curated record
GAGUGCGCUGUCACGAGGUAAACAGAGCAGCUUCCGCAACAACAGAGUUCAGCGCUAAGGACGAGAGUUUGGUCUGUUUGUGGGUCAAAAUGGUUCGUUUAGGUUUAUUAGUUUUUAUUGCUUUUUUUUCUGUAACAACAACGCAAUUUAUACCACCGUACACAGAAGAUUGUCGGACAGACAUGUAUCCACCAAAAGGACCCACUUUUAGGAGCACUGUCAGCUGGUACACUAUCGACUUGGACCUACCACCCCACAAGAGAUGGACAUCUGUGAUCAAAGACAAGAAAAAGGAUCUGGACGACAUGAUUCAAGCAGUUAGAGACCUGGCUAAGGCCUUUGUGCCCAGUGGAAGACUGAUUGAGUUGGUGGAUAUAAGUUUGCCUUUGAUGCUGAAUACGCUGCCCAACCCAUUCAGGGAUGAGAUCAAAGGAAUAGCUUCAGACUCGGGCAUUCCACUUGGGGAGAUCACUUUAUUCAACAUCUUCUACGAGGUCUUCACUGUGUGCACUUCUGUGGUAGCAGAAGAUUCCAAAGGGAACCUCCUCCAUGGUCGAAAUCUGGAUUUUGGAUUAUUUAUGGGCUGGGACUUGAAGAACAAGUCCUGGAUCAUGAGUGAGAAGCUCAAGCCUCUAGUGGUCAACCUGGACUUCAGGAGGAACAACAAAACUGUAUUCAAAUCCACCAACUUUGCAGGAUAUGUGGGCAUGCUGACGGGCAUCAGGCCGCACUUGUUCAGUCUGACUAUGAAUGAGCGCUUCAGCCUGGACGGAGGAUAUAUUGGCAUCCUAGAGUGGAUUCUGGGUCAGAGAGAUGGGAUGUGGAUGAGCUUCCUCACCCGAUCUGUUCUGGAAAAUGCAACCAGCUAUGAGAAUGCCCGAUCUCUGCUGGCUCAGACCAAGCUGCUGGCUCCUGCGUACUUCAUACUGGGAGGGAAUCAGAGUGGACAGGGGUGCAUCAUCACCCGCUCCAGAGAACUGAGCUUGGACCUGCUCGAAUUAAACGUUAAACUGGGUCGCUGGUACGUCCUGGAGACAAACUAUGACCACUGGGAGGACCCCUUUUUUCUAGAUGACCGAAGAACUCCUGCUAUGACGUGUAUGAACAUGACCACACAGAAUAAUAUUUCAAUAAAAACACUAUACGAUGUUCUAUCGACAAAGCCUGUACUAAACAAGCUUACCACCUACACAACACUGAUGCAAGUAUCCAAUGGUAACCUUGAGUCCUAUAUUCGUGACUGUCCAAACCCCUGCAUGCCAUGGUAACAGAUUACAAUCAAUAAUAAUCUUUACAACGCUCACAUGAGUACUGAGAUUACAAAAUACACUCAUGUAUCUAAACCAAACCUUGUUCUAGUCUUUCAAAUUGUGAAUUUUUUGUGUUGUCUAACAAUUCAGGGAUACAAUGAUUUAUUUUUGCUUUCUAAACAAUCUUAUGACUAUUGUGUAAUUUGUAAGACUAUAUGUAAAAUGUAUAUGAGUUUUCUAAUGUUUCUAAUUAAGAUGUAGCAGAAAUUGUGAGUCCUAUAGAACCUAUAUUAAAGUUUAGCACUUACUGAGACACCAUUUUGUGCCUGCUAACUGCAUGUCAUAGGAUCACACUGACUCGCCUCAAAUGUGACUACUUCCUGUUUUUAUAGUGGUUAAUAAAAGUUGGGAUUUUAUAAGAUUGGGACUUUCUCAACGUGCGCAAUAAUUUGAGUUUAAAUAAUUUUGUGUACAUAUUUGAAAAUGUUUUACUUAUUAAAUGAAGUUGAUACAUAUUAGACUAAACUGA